GUCUUGUCUCUGUUGAACAUCUACAAUGUCAGAAUCAGCGGACCUGUCUUGCAAAACCUCCAACUACUAAAUUUCUGCACCAAUGCCGGAAUAUUUCGCACUUACUUUCCUGACACGUACGAGGAGCACUGCCCCAAUGCGAAGACACAUCUCUCCAGUAAAAUUCAGUCAACCCUCCCAGAUGGGCGCUCUAUCUUUGAGCUCUCAGAGCUCACGGACUCCUCUCAGUCGCAGACUUGGUCCAGCACAGAGACACCUCUCAAAUGCGCAAUGUGCCACUCGGUCUUUGAUUGUCGCUUGAACACUAUUGGAAAGUCAUCUUGGGGUCCGCAGGACUGGUUUUCUGCCAACCCCCAGCUCGAUAUGUCUGCUUUCUCCAGUAGCAGGUCAUCAUUUGCUGAUGGGUUGUCUCCUGCACCGUCAUCUCCAUUUUCCUUUCAUAACCUCAACCACGGCAUCAUCGAUUGCUCUGACCUCUUUCCUAGUUCCUUUCCAAACGACUUCACCUCCGAUGUUGGCGUUAGGGACUCACAUUCCACAUUUUCGGACCACAAGAUGUUUGCGUCGAGCCAUUUCAAGGGGUUCGCACAUCACUCCAACUAUGCUGGUGACCUCAUCUUCCGUUCACGGACACAUCAACCCCAGCAGUCAUACCACGGUCUCGUAUUCAGGUUUGGCACGCCUGGCCUUGGACUCUCUGAUCCGGCAACUCUGCUAUCAGCAGUGCAAGGCCCGUGUCUGCAUUGCGUGUGGCAGAGGUUUAUCUCCUUGGUGGAAUCUCUGGGUUCCAUUAUCACCACCUCUCGCCAGUGA
This is a messenger RNA of Suillus bovinus, 813 nucleotides long. RefSeq lists its product as uncharacterized. Lineage: Eukaryota; Fungi; Basidiomycota; Agaricomycetes; Boletales; Suillaceae. The annotation marks the transcript as partial. The transcript has 5 exons. The record is from RefSeq and is a predicted model, not a curated record.